Molecule: messenger RNA, 8399 nt
Organism: Linepithema humile (Argentine ant)
Lineage: Eukaryota; Metazoa; Arthropoda; Insecta; Hymenoptera; Formicidae
Product: kinesin-like protein KIF26A
Biological process (GO): microtubule-based movement
Molecular function (GO): microtubule motor activity; ATP binding; microtubule binding
Source: RefSeq, a predicted model, not a curated record
CGCAGUGCACGCGCAGCCGCCGGGACGCGCGCAUCUCGUAUGUUUUUGCUCUUCUGAGGGAGGAGGAGGAGAAGUUCGUAAAAUCGUGAUCAACGCGGCACUGCGCGUUCGGGUCUCGCGGUUGCAUCUAGGCAUAGUAAUACGCAAGCGAUCGGGUGUGCGAAUUCAAAGGUUUUUUUUUUUCAAAUCAAAAUUCGAGUGGCCACCCUGAGUGAUUCGUUCGCGACGAUACGCGCGAAGUUGUAGUGACUGUGCGCUCAGCGAAGAAAUUUGCCAGUCAUCGGUCAGAGACGAAGCACGGCGAAAACGGACAACUAAUUAUCGUACGACAAAAAUCGAAAUGUAUUCAUUGUUCAGUUUCGGAAUUUUCGUGUGAUCGUUUGGUCUGGUUUACAAACAAUCGAGCGCAUAAAAAUCAUGGCGCGUCUGCGUCGUAAACAUCGCGGUUGGUAACACUUUUGCGUGUUUAUUUUGUUACGCGGAUUCGUGGAAUAUUUCGGUGCGCGGCAUCGGGAUUUUCAUGUGCGGUGAUUGAAGUCGUGCUGCAUUUCUGUCCCGUCGUGAUUCGAAUUCCCGCUGUGUUCGGAAGCCGGAAUCGCGCGCGCUCCGGCAGUCUCGUAAAAGCGGUAAAUCGUAUAUCAUAAAUUCGCGAGUGUGCAACCAGUUGACGUGGGAGUCGUCGAAGGACCUGCAGCGAUGCUGGACCUGCAUGGAAGGACGCCGUGGAAGGAGGUGGAUGAUCUAACGAUUGAUCAUGAAGCGCCAUACUGUGAUCACCGCUAAGGAGCUCUGUGACGACAUUCAACCUGCGAAUUUGGAUACACAUUAUGGAAGUGCGAACGGAAAGACCACGGACCGCCGGUCGAAUAGCUCCAACUGGAAGAGUUACACCGACAGUGCAUCAAACCGGUGGAGGCCGAAGAAAAGCUAUACCAGUUCCACCGCCGAGAGUGCCGACUCCUAUGCCUACCGCUAAUAAUAAUCAACAACGGAACAAUGCCAACAUCGCCGUCCCGCCCACCGUGUCGGCCGUGUCGAAGAAAGAGCCGCACGAGAACAUCGCUCGGAUAGCGAAGCGGUACCUCGACGAUAACAUGCAGCAGGCGUGGAUCAAUCCUCGUCUAAUAUCGAUGAUAAAUAUGGAAGCGGUGACUUCGACCGACUACGAUUCCACAAAUCUUAGCAGGAAUUUCAAUCAGGUUGGCUUCAAUACCUAUAAUUACUCGCAGUUCGAGGAAAAGUACAAGCCGCGGCAAAUCUUCAAAUAUGGCGACGAGUAUCUCGAGUACGGGCACAGACUCGGCGCUAACGAAAGAUUCGCGCGGUCGAAAUAUCAGGACGGUACGAGAUUCGAUCAGCGAUACUUGCGAAGCCACUCUCAGCCGGAACGGCAACACCAUCUGUCCCAGGAGACGCGUUCCAAAUCUCAGGACUCACGCGAGCUCACGUUCUAUCAGAUAGAUCCGCCUGUGAAAUUGGAGAACUCAACACGGCAACACGACAAGUCGCAUCAGAAACUGAAAAAAGAAUUGACUUUCUACGAGAUCGACGGACCUCCCCCGACCGGUCAGGAGAGGAGAGAGAAGUCCGAGGUGUGUAAGGAGCGUGGCGACAAGGGGACCAAGUCCCACGAUAAAUUUUAUGCCGGUGGUCAGGAGAGAUCGCAGACUGCGAAGCACGGCCGGCAGGAGCAGCAGAAGACGUUGGUGAAUGCGCUGAAUCGUUCGCAAUCGGAUCUCACGGAGUGCCAGCUGCCGAAUUACUACGGGCAUCGGAAUAAUCCAUACAUCGAUCCGCCUAAAUAUCGACAGUUCGACAGACUGCCGCGCUAUCAGGAGAUCCCGCCGAGAUCGGAGCCGCCGCCUAAGUAUCACGUCGAUCCGCCAAAGUACACCGAAGUGUCCAGACGGCAGGACGACUUUAAGCGGAUACAGGAGGAGAGGGGCAGACGACAAGGUAGCGGCGGCGGGGGCGGUAGCGGUGGCGGUAAUUCCGGCGCAGGAAGGGGGAACACCGGCACUCAUGGCGCCGAGACGCCCUCUAAUCUGGCCAGUAUCACGCCGACCGCGCGAGAAGCAACACGCACAGUGAUCGCGCGACAACGACUGUCCCAUAAGACGUGCGACGUACGCAUCAGUAACACAAAUAAUAACAAUAACGAUAACAACAGCAAUAGCAAGGAGAAUUUGCUGCAGGAUACCGGCGAUGAUUGCAACGCGCCGUUGUCCUCCCGGUGUCACGUCGAGGCAUUGAAGAGUCAUCAUCAUCAUUAUCAUCAUCAGCAGCAGCAAGCAGCUCGCGGGAUCGGUGGUAGCAACGUUGCUGCCGUUGUCAUCGGUAAUGCCUUGCCGGACGGUGGCGGCGGCUCGUGCGGCAGUACGACGUGCGACAAGUACAAGGGCACCGGGUCGGAGUCGAAUCGGGGCGGCAGCAGCGACGCGGUUCAAGGUCGUUUGACCGAGAGAUCCAUGCUGAAGAUCGAGAAGUUGUCGGGGAAGGCCGCUCUUCACAGCGGCGAGUCGGCAGUCGGCAAGUGCGGCGUGGAGAGAAUGAAGUCGACCUCGCAGGAGACCGGCUAUAACAAGCACGAGGCCGGCAAGGGCAAAAGUCACGAUGUCGGGCACGGUUACAAGGUCGAGAAUCUGCGUUAUUACGGCGAGUUGAAAAGUUACGCCGAUUACAAGGCUUACAGUGCCGUGGACAAGCAGUUAGUGUCCGCGCACGAGAAGUCGCAUCUUCACCAUCCUCCUUCCUCGUGCGAGAAGGGCGACAAGUGUCACGGCAAAGUGUCAUCGUCUUCGUCUUCGUCCGCGCAGGGUUACAGUUUGGCCAAGAUCGGGCAACAGCAGUCGGACAAGAGCCACCACAGUGCUGAUCACUACUAUCACAGAUCGUCGCAUUUGAAGCCACCGAGCGCGUAUCAGGUGUACCAGGAGACCAAGUAUUCGUACAACGUGAGCGGGGUGCCCGGAACGCCGGCGCAGGCCAGCGCAGCAGCGGCUUUCUUUGCAAGGGCAGCGCAGAAAUUGAAUUUAUCGUCGAGCCCGCAUCGGAGACGGCGUUCCGGCGACGAAAACAUCGGAUCUGACGAGCUGCCCAUUUUUCCCAAUGGAUACGCCGCACUUCUUCUCAAGUCACCACCUCCGGCACCACCCGCCCUUCUCAGAAGGAUAGGCGUAAAGGAGCUCACCGGGGUCGGCAAGGUGAAAGUCAUGCUGAGAGUGUCGCCCGGAGACGGAGGCAGCUUCUUCAACGCGGACAAACGAAAAAAGCAGGUUACUCUAGUGGACCCUACAUCCGGGCAAUCUUCAUCGGCAGAAGAUCGACGGCCUACUGUAGCAGCGCCAAAGAUGUUUGCGUUCGACGCUAUCUUUACCGAGGAAGACUCUCAAACUGAAAUCUGUUCGAGCGCUCUUACAGAUGUAAUUCAUGCAGUCAUCAAUGGAACGGACGGUUGCCUGUUUUGUUUCGGACAUGCUGGUUUAGGCAAGUCUCAUACCAUGCUGGGAACCCCGGAGGCUGGUCAUACACUGGGCGCAAUCCCCUGUGCAAUCGCGUGGCUCUUCCGUGGAAUUUCCGAGCAACGUCAGAGAACCGGCGCCAGGUUUAGCGUCAGGGUCAGCUGCGUGGAAUUGACCACCGGUCAGCAACAAUUGAGGGACCUGCUUGCGGCGCACGCAAACGACUCGGAGCAGUCACCGGCCGUGUAUCUCAGAGACGAUCCGCUGUUUGGCACCCUUCAAUUGCAGCAGCACAGCGAGCUACGCGCGCCGACGGCGGAACGCGCGGCUUUCUACCUCGACGCGGCGGUCGCCGGUCGUCAGCGGGAGGACGGCGACGCGCACAUGCUUUACACGCUGCACGUGUACCAGUACAGCGUCGCCGGCAAGGGCGGAGUCGCCGGUGGUAGAAGUCGGCUGCACCUGAUGGACUUGGGAAACUCAGACCGCGGCAAGUCGUCGGGCGGAAUUCCUCUCUCCGGUCUGGGCAACAUUCUGCUCGCGAUCUUUAACGGCCAGAAGCACUUGCCGUACAAAGAGCAUAAAUUGACUCAACUGCUGAAGGAAUGCCUCAGCUCUUUGACCUGUCACGCGGCCAUGAUAGCCCAUGUGUCUCCCAACGCCCAGCACUACACCGAGACGCUAACGACCGUUCAACUGGCGUCGAGGAUCCACCGGAUGCGACGCCGGAAGAUCAAGUUCGUCGGCAGCGGCACACAGGGUACCGGAAGCGGCGGCAGUUCCGGCGAGGAGGCGGCUCGGCAGAACAGCGAGUGCGAUCCGAGCUCGAGCGAUCUGUCGGCCGACACGGUGAUCUACGUCGGGCCGAGCGCCGACGAUGCCACCGACGGCGAGCAUCCGCCCGUUUACAUACCUAGCUUGAACUCGGGCGACAAUCGUUGCGUGAUGGGCAGAGUGCUUCGCGGUUCCGCCGCCGAGAGGCCGAGCAAGAUUCCGGAAGAGCGCAGUCCGGCACACAAGUCGAAGACGGUGAAAACGCUGACGCAGACCGCGUCGAAGCAGACCUCGCCGGCGCACAGCGCGACACCGAAAGCGAGUCCGGCCAGGAAGAAUUCUUCGUCCAAGAGCGGCUCGGCGUCCAAAAUCAACGAUUCGCCCGGCAGCAAGAUUCCGGUGGCGGCGCCGAGUGGCGGGUCUGACGAGCAGUGGAUAGACGGCCCGAGAAUUUCCAAGUCGAAAGUCGCCGAGGCCAGACACCUGCUGAAAGAUUCUCAUCACAAGCGGGAGACAUGGAUCGACGGGCCGAUGCAGCUGACCGGCGCGCCGGCGUUGCAGCUGCACGCUCAGCAUCAGCACGCAUCUUCCGGCUACGGCUUCAUGGACAGCCACAAGAAGAGCAUGAUCCGGAAGUGGGUGGAAAAUCAGUCAUCGCAGAUACAGCGGGCGAAGCACGCCGCGCCGCGGCUCGAGUCCUCGAAGCCAUCUUCCGGCCAGUCGUCCGGCCAGUUCAAGGAGCUGACGCAGUUCAAGACCUGCGGCGGUGCGGAAGAUGACGAUACAUCGCUGUCCACCGUGGAGAGCGACAGUCUAAAAGCGAACGAGAUCGAGGAUAUAACCGAAAAGCUGAGCGCCAAGCUGAAUCUGCUUAACGUCAAGUCUAACACGGACUCGGGAUUAGAUCUGACAGCUAGCCCGGUGAUGGACGACAGCAUCGAAAAAGGGAAGCUCGAUCUGCCGGAGGACGAGGACGACGAUGAAGAGAUUGUCGUGCCUCCGCCUUUGCCGUUGAUCGAGCCGCUUAGCAACGGAGUCAGCCGAGAGGUCUCCAUGGAAAGUCUGAAUCUGUCGCACAAGGACAUCGUCCUACCUUCCAGACACUCGUUGUCCUCCGAGGACGAGAUUUUGGAGAUCGUCGAGGUGGAAGACUUGGAACCGGUACCUAUGCAGGAUUCGUGUCUACAAGUGACUGAGGAGGACAUUGCGCUCUGCAUGGGUGAGAACCCGUUGCCCGAGAGCGACCAGGAAGAACAUCCUCUAAGGAUUCUUAGCCAGGAAAAUCUCACUGUAGUGUCAACUUUCACAGACUCCAUGUCAGUGAUGUCGGACACGGAGAGAUAUAGACCGCACUAUCCACCGCCAGUCGGCGCGGGUGUCCUGCCCAGGCCUUACUUCGACCACGAGGACUUUCUCGAGCAAGAGACCAGGCAUAAGUUCGAUCAGUUGGCCCGCCUCCACGAGCUCUAUCAGAACAAACUCGCGCUCGCCAACGUCUCUAACUCCGUGACUUACCAGAGAGAAAACUCCUCCACUGUCAACGUGCGAGACGCUCCAUCAGCGACCGUCUUCCGUCCGCCGUCUCGCUGUCAAUCCUUGUCCCUUUCGGAUGUCUUGUUCAACGACAACGCGAGCAAUCACGGCAGCAUCUACAGCGAACCCGCGUAUAUAGCCGGCAAACCCGAUCAGGAGAAGAUCUGCGAUAAUUGUCGUCAGAGCAUGUCCAGACCCGCCACGGCCUCCUAUUGGUACCCUAGCAGCGUCGCUCAUCUCGCCAGUCCCAGAAGGUACUGCGGCAAGCUGGGCGACUGCAAUAUUUCCAAUCUGAGGCAUCCGGACGGUGCUUCGAACCCUAAUCUGAAGGAGGAGAUCGAAAGGAUACCCGGAAACGGAGCGUCCGGCUCGGAUCCCGAGGAGGAGUACAUAGAGGCUAAGAAGCUGUUCACGGCUGCCGAGAGAUCCGAGAGAACGGUUACGGGAAAGUCCGACAUCGAGGAGGAUCUGAAGAUUCAAGGCGGCACGCCUUUGCAAUUGCCGAUGCCAUCUUCGUCGCCGUCCUCCGGACGAAUGCAACGUAAGAUCCUUAGCCUCGGCUCCUCGUUCGGUCUGAACAAAGAAGGUUCCGACUCCGGCGCAGACACAACGCCGCGGGCGGCCAAGCUAUCACCAGCUACGCUAUCCAGACAUCGUGCCGAGAGCUCCGGUUACGACAGUGUCGUUAGAGACAGCGAGACGAGCAGCAUCGCCAGCGACUCGUCCAGGCAAACCGGCGCAUUGCAGGAGCAUCAAGCGGUGGAACGGCGGGCGGUAGGGUGCGGGCCUCGGCGGUCGCGGGCCCACUGCCGGGCUCAGCCGGGGCCGCCCGCGGCGUCGGCGAUUCUCGCAUAUACAGGCGAGGACGUAGACAUCCUGGACAGGCGCGCGCGGGUGCGCUCGAAUCCACGUGGAACGAUGUCCAGGAUACACAACCUUCGCCUGCGCCAGCGCCUUCUUAGACUGGAACUGCGCGAUGCCAAGCGGCGCCUUAUGGUGCCCGACUGUCGCUGGGAUUAUAAUCUGUACGUGGAGGACAGUAUGGAUUGGCGAGAUCCGUUUUUGGAGGCUCUGACGGCCGAGACAUGCAUCUUGCAGAAGAGAGUGGAAGCCUGUAAGAGUCACAUUCUCCUUGUCACUUGCUUCGACUCUUGUCCCCAACAACCGACAUCGGCCGAGAUUAAGACCACCUAACAUAGAUUCAGAUCAGCGCGCAUGACCGCGUGUUGAUCUCUCUCAUCAAUCCCGCCCACCCACCUACGAAUUUAAUCGUUGAAACGAGACGAGCGAGGUCGCCGGAACGGAAUAAAAUUAGCAGAGAAUGGCGUCGAUGUCGCUCGACUCCGUCCAGUAGUUGUUAAUGAUAUAUUAUGGUAUCGUCACCAUCAUCGUACGUCGCUAUUGUUAAGCCUAAAACGAUACCAGCAAGAUUUAAACGAGAUAUUGAAAAAAGAAGAAAGCUAAAAGUUUCACCGAGGUAUCGCACACGUACACGCACACGCAUGUGUCUUAUCGAAGUUAUAUUAUCGAGUUAUACCGAAAAAAUGUAUUCGUGUUAGAGAUUUCGCGAUUGCUUCAAUUUCAACGAUGUUUCUCAGGAUACAAGUCGAAGGUGUUAGGUAAUUUCUGCGAUUGUUACACAGCGACACGAGCUUCGAUUUCGAGCGCAAUGAUUUCGCGCUGCGUUUAUAUUGACAUUAAUGGUUCAAAACGUGAGAAUCGGUGCUUCGUUCUUACAUCUAUUGUUCAUCAGAGUCAUUUAGGACAUUACUGCGCUCCCAUCGCCUGACUGAUGACAUUAGUAAGCUAUAAGAGGGAGAUUUCCAAGCAUAAAGACUGCCGGCCAAUCGGCCAAACUGCGUGUUCAUCGGGAACAGCGACGAGUGAAACAAGCAGAUGAAACCGUCGCGAUAGAUUAAAGAUAUUCAUCUCAAUCUAGGGAAAAAGAAAACAAUACGACACGCGUCGAUAUUCGUAACGUAAGUCGAUAGAAAAAAAAAAAAAAUAGCAAUCGACCGUGCACUGAAAGACAGUCGAGUGAAAAUCGAGAAAGCCGAUUGUGAAUGAUUGCGAGUCAACUACGAUUAUCCGAGCAUUGUCGAUUGUAUAAUACCGAUACUUGAGGUCGGCCACGCUAUUUGAGUGGCAUAAAUCACCAUUGAUUAAAUUUUUCCUUCUCCAUCUACGUUAUCACUAGGAUUACGCUUCAGGGAGGGAAAGGAAAUCGUUAAGCGGCGUCAGUUAAUCUGGGUUGUCAAUGGAAAUGAUUCUGAAUGAUGAAAGUUAGAGUAUUAGAAGUAGAUGCAAAUUUGUUUAUGAAAAACUCGAGCUUCGGUUUUUAGAAAAAGCCAAACGGAAAGUUUGUCGCGAGCGAGCGAGCGAGCAACGCACUGCCAAAAGAGUGCAAAGAAACUUUUUAUACGAUUAACAAUCAAUCGAUUAACGAAACGCGCCGUAAUGUAUCCAAUGCACGCACGUUAAUUCAUGGUAUUAUCGUAGCUUUAAUCGUUAUCAGCAGUUACCGCACUUCGUAGGGUUCUGUAACUCACUUAGAAAGGCGCGCGAGAGAGAGAGAGAGAGAGAGAGAGAGAGAGAGAGAGAGAGAGAGAGAGAGAGAGAGAGAGAGAGAGA